Doryrhamphus excisus (bluestripe pipefish) is the source of this 2514-nucleotide messenger RNA. It is a transcript of the gene neil3, whose product is annotated as nei-like DNA glycosylase 3. Gene Ontology annotation, cellular component: nucleus. Gene Ontology annotation, molecular function: DNA-(apurinic or apyrimidinic site) endonuclease activity; DNA N-glycosylase activity; zinc ion binding. The record is from RefSeq and is a predicted model, not a curated record. Gene Ontology annotation, biological process: base-excision repair. NCBI's taxonomy places the organism in Eukaryota, Metazoa, Chordata, Actinopteri, Syngnathiformes, Syngnathidae.
ACGCCUGUGGCGGGAAAAGAAGACAGCUUCGUAUAGCAGUGAUAAGGGCGUUCUUUUCCGAAAAAUAAACUAUAAACGAAGAUGGUCGAAGGUCCUGGUUGCACAAUGAACGGGGAGAGGAUCCGUUUCAAGGUCCAAGACUAAAAGAGAUCAGAGGUAGCAUGUUCACGGCGAAGGUAUGUUGUUUUACAUAUUCCAUAACAGACUCCAAUGAAGUACUGUCAUGGAAACUACUUUCCGCAUCGCUGAGCUGCUUACUUCCGGAAACAGUGGACUGCGCAUGCGUCAAAUUGAAACGACUGUGGCGGGAAAAGAAGACAGCUUCGUGGAGCAGUGAUAAGGUCGUUCUUUUCCAAACAAUAAACUAUAAACGAAGAUGGUUGAAGGUCCUGGGUGCACAUUGAACGGGGAGAAGAUCCGUUCCAGGGUCCAGAAAGGACAAAGACUGAAGGAGAUCAGAGGUAGCAUGUUCACUGCGAAGGGAAACGACCCGCAGAAAAACAGCGCCAUCCAACGACUUAAAGGUUGUCAGUACACCGGCGUGGACACCCUGGGGAAGGAACUCUUCCUGUAUUUCGGUCCGACAACGUUAAGAGUCCACUUUGGCAUGAACGGCUCGAUGCGAAUCAACGCUGCAGAGAGGAAACCCAUCAGCGGGUCACAGCCAGUGCUGGACAUACACCUGACUAACGACACAGUUUCAUUCUUUGACAGCACGGUGGAAGUGAGGUUGACAGACGACUGCGAGCAGAGGCUGAGAGUUCUUCAGGCCCUGGACGUGUGUUCCCCGAAGUUCAGCUUCUCGUGCUCAGCGGAGGCAGUGAGGCGCCAAGGAGGCAGGAUGCUCUGCGACGUCCUCCUCGACCAGGCCGUCAUGCCUGGAGUCGGCAACAUCAUUAAAAACGAAGCCCUGUUCGACGCGGGCCUACACCCGGCCGUGAAGGUUGAGCAGCUGUCGGAGGAGCAGGUCCACCACUUGGUCAAGAUGACGCGUGAUUUCACUGUUCUCUUUUACAAGUGUCGCAAGUCUGGCUCACCCCUGCACAAACACUACAAAGUCUACAAGCGUGCCCAGUGCCGCCAGUGCGCCCGCGUCGUCACAGUAUGUCGUCUUGGCGACAAUGGCAGGAUGACGUACUUCUGCCAACACUGUCAGAAGCAGGAUGCCAGAAGUGUGAAUGUCAGUAAACUUCCGGCCAGGAACAGUCUGAUUGGCUGGGCCACCAGAGCCAACGGCGCAGCCAAUGAGAACGUGGCGAGGAAGGAGGAAGAAGACUGGCAUUGUCACCUGUGCACCCUCAUCAACCGGCCCACCGCCAACACCUGCGACGCCUGCCUCACUCCCAGGGCUCAGGUUCACAAAGAGGACGCCGUCACUGACGCAUCGCCGCUUUCCGCCACCAGCCUGGUGAGGUACCCCUGCACCGCCUUCAGGAAGCCUCAAGAGGAGCGCAAACUCAACUGGCGCUCCGCAUUCGGGACUUCCACUCUGCUUUUCUCAGACUUGAGCGAGAAGCCAAGGCCCGCAAACUCCCCGCUGUCCCCGCUCGGCAGUCAUUUGAAUUCCACGCCGCCCGAGCGAGAAGGCCUGUUUAAACCCGGCGCCUGCCAGGGGACGUCGGGCCCCAAUUACACCUCUGGUGGCUGGCAGAGGCAGCAGGCCCGGCCGCCCGGUGGGGAAACGCUGGCCUCGUACAGUCAGCCGUCCAAGAAAAUGAGAAUUGAUCACGGUUCUUCUCCGGGUAACAAAUCAUAUGCACACACAACAGAAGGGACACCUUGUUGUUCAUCCCAUGGCCACCCGACUCUUCUCCGAGUGGUCCGCAAGGACGGGGACAACAAGGGACGGCAGUUUUACGUCUGCUCGCUGCCCAGAGAGGCUAAAUGUAACUUCUUUGAGUGGGCUGACUUGCACUUUCCUUCCUGUCACCAUGGCAAACGAUGCUUGAUGAGGACCGUCCUCAAGCUGGGACCCAACAAUGGCCGCAACUUUUACACCUGCAGCUUGCAAAAGGGUAAACAGUGUGGUUUUUUCCAGUGGGUGGAAAACGGACCCGGUGUAGCUAUCUUGCCGGGCUGCUAAAUACAAUUUAGUGGAAUAAAAAUAAUGUAAUGUAUUUGAAAAAACAAAAAAAAACACAGAUGCAUGGUUAUUAAAUAUUAUGCGUAGACUAUAUAUAUACAUUUUCAUUACCCAAUCAAUGGACUGUCAUCAUGAGAAUGUUUUUACACUUUUAUUAAAGGCUGUAAAUUGCUCCCAAUGAUUUCAUGAAUAUAUGUCUUAAUUAAAAACAUCUAUGUGAAAAGAUCUGUCAAAGCAAUGAGAAAUCAGUGCAUUGUAAAGUGACGAAAAAAAACAAACAAACAUUAAAAGCAGUCCACGGACUUGAGAAGCGGCGUGUUGGACUCUGCGUUCGACACCAUGUAGUGAAACUGCGUGAAGCCGGGGACCUUGUUACAUGCUGCACCUUUUUUUCCAAGAGAAAAGACAUGAGAAUUAAACUAAAAAUAAUA